Molecule: messenger RNA, 2288 nt
Organism: Chelonia mydas (Green sea turtle)
Lineage: Eukaryota; Metazoa; Chordata; Testudines; Cheloniidae
Product: actin-related protein 2-B
Exons: 9
Coding region: 209-1393 (394 amino acids)
Biological process (GO): Arp2/3 complex-mediated actin nucleation
Cellular component (GO): Arp2/3 protein complex; actin cortical patch
Molecular function (GO): actin filament binding
Source: RefSeq, a predicted model, not a curated record
CGGGGACCCCCCGCCCCACCCCCUUUUCGGAUUGUGCCCAGCAGGGGGCAGCAGCACGUGGCCCACAGGCGCACCACGCCCCCGACGCGGUCCCAGCCCAGGACGUUACAUCAGCGGGGCUGGUUUCCUGCGCUGGGAGCCGGGUCACUGGGCUGGGGCCGGGGUUCCGUGGCUCAGACGGCGCAGGGCAGCGAGAGGCGGAGCCCCCAUGGACAGCCAGGGCCGCAGGGUGGUGGUGUGCGACAAUGGCACGGGGUUCGUUAAGUGCGGCUUUGCCGGCUCCAACUUCCCUGAGCACAUCUUCCCCGCACUGGUCGGGCGCCCCAUCAUCCGCUCCACCGCUCGCGUGGGCAACAUCGAGAUCAAGGACCUGAUGGUAGGGGAUGAGGCCAGCGAGCUGCGCUCCAUGCUGGAGGUGAACUACCCCAUGGAGAACGGCAUCGUGCGCAACUGGGACGACAUGAAGUACCUGUGGGACUACACCUUCGGGCCCGAGAAACUCAACGUCGACCCCCGCAGCUGUAAGAUCCUGCUCACCGAGCCCCCCAUGAACCCCACCAAGAACCGCGAGAAGAUCAUCGAGGUGAUGUUCGAGACGUACCAGUUCGAAGGCGUGUAUAUCGCCAUCCAGGCCGUGCUGACUCUCUACGCCCAGGGCCUGCUGACUGGGGUGGUGGUGGAUUCUGGGGACGGUGUGACCCACAUCUGCCCUGUCUACGAGGGCUUCUCCCUGCCCCACCUCACUCGGCGGUUGGACAUCGCGGGACGGGACAUCACCCGCUACCUCAUCAAGCUCCUGUUGCUGCGGGGUUACGCCUUUAACCACUCUGCGGAUUUCGAGACGGUGCGGAUGAUGAAGGAGAAGCUCUGCUACGUGGGGUACAACAUUGAGCAGGAGCAGAAGCUGGCUCAGGAGACCACAGUGCUGGUGGAGUCCUACAUGCUGCCCGAUGGGCGUGUGAUCAAGGUGGGGGGUGAGCGGUUUGAGGCGCCCGAGGCCCUAUUCCAGCCCCACCUCAUCAAUGUGGAGGGUGUGGGUGUGGCUGAGCUGCUCUUCAACACCAUCCAGGCAGCUGAUAUCGACACCAGGGCAGAGUUCUACAAGCACAUUGUGCUGUCAGGUGGCUCCACCAUGUACCCGGGCCUGCCCUCUCGGCUGGAGCGUGAGAUCAAACAGCUCUACCUGGAGCGGGUGCUCAAGGGCGACGUGGAGAAGCUGUCGAAAUUCAAGAUCCGGAUCGAGGACCCACCUCGGCGGAAGCACAUGGUGUUCCUGGGGGGUGCCGUGUUGGCCGACAUCAUGAAGGACAAGGAUACCUUCUGGCUGCAGCGAGCCGAGUACCUGGAAAAGGGGACCCGCAUCCUGGAGAAGCUGGGGGUCACUGUGAGAUAGGGACACCCCUGUCUCACCCCCUCCCCACUAGCUCAGCUGCCCCAUCUCUUCAUUAACCCUUUCCUCCCUGUCAGUAUCGCCUUGAUUCUGCCUUUCUCGCAGGCUGACCAAUCACAGGGCUUCUUUUGGGAACCUUUUUUCUGGGGGUGGGGGAGAAUAAUCAUAGUGCCAGGGGGUUGCGUCUGGGUGGGGUGGGGAGAGGGAGGGUGUGCCUCUCUCAUAGGCCCAGGGCACUCUCCAUCCCAAUCCCUGGGCUCUGCCCUGGCCACAUCAGUGAUGUCUCCCUUCCUCCUAGGGGCCAAGUGGGCCCCUGCAGCAGCCUGCUAGAGGCAGGAGCGGGUGGGGUUCAGACAAGGCUGUUUCGGGCUGGAUCUCAGGGAGAUGCCCCUGCUGGGGAGGGGUCAAUGAGGCUGGGGAGUCCCCCAUCCCCAAGUCUGGCUAACACCGUGGGGAAUGUGCUGUAGGGACCAGAGGGAGGGGCUAGCUGGGGCCCCCCAUCCCUGUGGGAUUGGCCCUUGGGAAGCAAAUAAGGGGGCAUUGGGGAGGAAAUUUGAGGGGAGGAAUAAAGGGAUCAAUGACACAACAAACUGGAUUGGGGUGGGGCCCCAACUAGCCCCACCCUUUCCCAAGCACAUGGCUGGCCUUAAAGGGUUAUUAACAAGCUUUGCAGGAGCCUGAUUGCAUUGGUGGGGUAGGGGACCUUCUUUCCAUGCCCCCCUCUCUCCACACUGCAAUGCUGGGGUGCAGACAUGGGGGAGUGUUUGCUGGGCCUGGGGCAGGAUUCCCAAGCGACGCAGUCUCUGUAUUGAACAUGGUGGAGGAAAAUCACCCCCGCACACACAGAAACCUGUAAAUGGGUUUUUUACCCUGAUUUUUAAAUUGUUUUUGCUUCUUA